GCGAGUAGAAAAUUCAAAAUGGUCGCCCUGUUUUGUUGAGUGCGCGAAGAAACUUUCUGCUCCUGUUCAGAACUAAUUAUUUACUAAUUGAAAUAAGUAAAAUUAAAAAAUUCAAGUGAAAAACAUUCUUCGAUUUCCGUGCUUUCAUUAAAAAGUGAAGUAUUCGCGCAAUUGCAACAAAACAGUGUGAAAAAUCGGUGAGAAACUGUCCACUCGAUAUCGUGCGCAAAGUGUAUGCAAAAAGAAAAGUGUUUCUCCAUCUGCCUCUUAACAUUUUUCGGUUCACAGCGACGGAAAAGCAAACAAGCGAAAAAUUAUUGAACGUAUAUGCGUUGAGUGAGCAAAUAGCAACGGGCGGCGGACAAACAGCUUCAUAGCUAUUAUAAUAAGAGUGUAGCACUGGCGUUUUUAAAAAAAAUAUAUAUACAUGGAAGAAAUUCUCGGAAUCCAUGCGUUAAUUCAACACUGCCAUCGCUAGUGUUUAGGUACGAAGAGCAUAAAAAGACCAGCAAAGAAAUCGCGCUUAAACGAAGUACGGCUUUGUAUCGAGAACAAAGCAUUUAGAGAAAGAUCACUUAACGAGGUAGCAGUGCAGCAGGAGGGAAGCGGUCAAGCAUAAGAAAGCUUUUGGCACACCGCAUUCCUCCUCGCCAUUGGGCGGAGCAGUAAUCUGUUAGCAGCUAUGGAUGAUGAGUUUUAGCGACUAUGAUUAUUGCCUACGAUUUUCUUCUGGCAAGUGUGUGAACUACGUCAUUGUUAGCACAACUAAAUUUUCUGAAAGUACAAAUAACAAUAACUUAGUGAAUGUUCAUUUAUUUAAUUGUGCAAUUGCCAUAUAGUCAAUAAGCCAAGUAAACGCGUAUACCCCAAUCAUCAAUUGUGCUUCUACCUUCCCUCUCAUGUAAUACACCAACAUUCAUGGAUAUAACUAACGCGGCCGCAUAGACAGCUGGUAGCUAAUAUUUCAAUAAACGCAACAAUUGCACAAUUUGUCAAAAUUAAUGUUUGCAUAUUUUCAUCAUAGAGGGCAAUAAAAAGCUUAACACUGGACCGGAAGCGUGUCUUUAAAGGGUAAUGGCGGCCUCCACUCAGGGAGAAAUUCGAGUGGGUCCCGGCCACCAGGUAAACGAUGUCUAUGCAAAAUUGCCCGAUUAUAAUCCAAUUUCAAGCUUCCCUGUUGACAAAGAGAGCGACGAACGCGAACUAGAAGAAUCAAGAUGGAGUCCUGGCAUUGUGGCCGAUGGCGAUUUGUUAAUGUUUUUGCGUGCGGCGCGUUCUAUGGCUGCAUUUCAAGGAAUGUGUGAUGGAGGACUAGAAGACGGUUGUUUAGCUGCUAGUCGUGACGAUACAACAAUUAACGCUUUGGAUAUUUUACACGAUUCUGGUUACGAUCCAGGCAAAGCACUUCAGGCACUCGUUAAGUGUCCCGUUUCCAAGGGUAUCGACAAAAAGUGGACAGAGGACGAAACAAAAAAAUUCAUUAAGGGCUUACGACAAUUUGGAAAGAAUUUCUUUCGAAUACACAAAGAUUUACUACCGCACAAAGAGACACCUGAAUUGGUGGAAUUUUACUAUUUGUGGAAGAAGACACCGGGUGCCAAUAAUAAUCGACCGCAUCGUCGACGCCGGCAAAGUGCCUUGCGUCGCAAUCGUGUCACACGCGCUAGUAAUACACCUCCGAAGAAGGAGGAUACACCGGAACCACAAACGGCGACGACGGCGUCAGCGACGGCAGAUUCGACGCGCUCGUCGCCCGUUGUCUCCAAGGAGGAGAACAGUUCUCUAACCGAGGACGAUAUCAGCGAGUGCGACAGCGAUUCCAGUCUGACAAACAAAAGGGAUGAAUCACCAUCUAGAAUGAGGACACGCAAUAAACAGCAGCAGCAACAACAACAACAACAACAACAGAAUAACAAUAUAAAAGAGCAAACACAAACACAACAGGUAGCGAAUGGUAAACGACCCAAACGUGGUACUGAAACACCAGAUACAGUGACGGCUGCAGAUAGUCCAAAGACACCAACUAAAGGAGCAAACGCAAACGCAAACGCAUCCGAAAACAAUACGACAACGACGGUGGCGGCUAAUAAGCGUAAAGGCGGUAAGCAGGAUACGCCGAACAAGAAGAAGCGUACCGAUGUGGACGGUAGCGCAGGUUCCGGCAGUGGUGGCGGUAGCGGCAGUGGCAGCGGCAGCGGCAGCGGCAGCGGCGAUGUCACCGACGAUGGCAGUCUUAGCAAAGACAGCGCCAAGCGCAAACGGCCCGAUAGUCCGGCUGAGGAGAGCAUGAACUCUGACAGUCGGCCUGAUUCGGUGUUGGAUGACGCUGAGUCGAAUACGACAGAUACUGUAGAACAGUCGCUGAAGGAGGGCAAGGAUAGCUCAGGCGGUAAAGAGGAUAGUGGUGCUGCAGAUGGCGAUUUGAAGGCCGAUAUAGUGGAGAAGUCUGAAAAGCCAGCUGAAGACACAAAAGAGACCAUCAAGAAUGAUGACGAAGAAACGAACAUCCAAGCGCCUGUCAGCGGACAGACGGCAAUAGCAGCAACCGCAGACGACAGUACCGGCGUUGGCGCAAAAGAUCCUCCUGCGCCAAAUACAAAUGAUGAGGGCAUGAAUGUGGCCAGCGCUCCGCCAACACCAAUGAAGGUACCUACAAUAGCAACUGUAGAGGCGCUCAAUGCUUCCAUUGGCCGCGGCGAAUUGUCAACUGAACGUAAGGACAAAUCAGAAAAGAUGGAGGUGUCUGAAAAUAAUGCUGCCGCCGCCGCCGCCGUCGCCGUCGCUGCCGCCGCCGCUGCAGCCGCUGAUAUGGCAAAGGAGCAAGAGAUGAUGAAGAAGAUCGCCAAUAUGAAGCAGGAGUCAAUGCAGCAGCAAUUGCCACCGAACAGUUCCAACGCAAACAUGCAAGACACCGCUAUUUUCAUUAAAAAGGAGCCUUUGGAUGAUUCCAUGGAUGCCACAUGCAAUCAAAACAGCAAUGAGCCGCAAGAUCUGAAAGUUAAGAUAGAGAUCAAAAACGAAGAGAGCAAAAGUAGCACUGGCAUGCCGCCUACAUCAAUGGUUUCCUCUGCCAAUGACAUAUCUGGUGGUAACGAUGCGCCACCACCGCCAACACAUAUGCAUAUGCAUCUCCCACCAGGUGGUCCACAUCCACCACCCGGUUAUAUGUUGGAGGGACAGCUGAAGUAUGGCCCACCACCGCAGCCACAAUCGAUGUCUAGUAAUGACAACAACGCUCCGCCACCAACGGGCAUGCCGUUAGGUGUACCGCCACCAACGCACAAAUAUCCUGGUGAUAUGGAAUUGAAGUACAAUGAGUCUGCUGCCGCAGCUGCUGCGGCGGCUGCAGCGGCUGGCAUCAAAUAUGAGGGUGGCAAGUUUGGAAUGCAAGAUAUUAAGUAUCCCCCGCCGCCAUUGGAGCACGCCAUGAAGUACGGCACAGUACAAGAAAUGCAGGCAGCAGCAGCUGCGGCGGCGGCUGCAGCGGCCGCGGGCAAAUACGACAUGAAAUUCGCCAUGGAGCAACAACAGGGCAAAUAUCCUGGUGACCUCUCGUUACAUCAGCAACCACCAAAAGGUUUUCCUGGUGACCCAACAAAGAUGCCUGACAUGAAGGGAUCAAUGGUCUAUCCCAUCCCAAACGCGGAGAGCAAAUACGCACCCCCACAAAACCAACCGGGAGACGCUGGUGGUAUGAAGUAUGGUGGCGGCACUCCACAAGAUCAGCAGCCGCCUACACAUGGUGCACCACCCGGUGCUACACCGCCACCUGGCAUUGCAAUGCCGAAGGCCCAUUAUCAACAUGAAGUGCAGCACCCGAUGCCUCGUUCAGCUUUUGAGUCCAGCCUAAUGCUGAAGUAUGGCGAUCCGAUGGCAGCCAAGUAUGGUCCACCACAAGAUUUGAAGUAUCCCCCACCGCCGCAGGGCUCAAACGAUGUGGGACCGAUGAAACCCUCGCCAUACGCGGAAAAUCUCAUCAAAGGCUCUCCAUAUGGCGCACCCGGUGAACCCGGUGGCCUCAAAUAUCCGCCAUCGGAAAGUCCCAUCGACGCAUCCUCGCGGUCGACACCUGGACAGGAUAGCCAGGGCAGUAACAGUAGCUCACAACCUUCAUCACAGCAGCAACAAUUCCACUCACCGCACCCAUCUCCACACUUACCCUCCCCUGCAGGAGGCGGUUUACCACCAGGCAUGCAUCCACAAAAUCUGGUAUCUCCACAUGGACCGCUGUCGCAUGGUCAAUUGAACGCUGGUCUGCCACCCGGUGCUGCUGGGCCUCCACCCAGCUCCUUACAUCAUCCUCAUAUGACGCCGCCUCCCAACAAUUCUCAGCAAAUGCAAGGCCCACAUCCACAGUCGUCAGUUGCUUCAUCAAUGCCGCAGACUGCGGUCGGUGCACCUCCUCCAUUGUCAACGGUGGCUCCCUCAGGUCUACAUCCCCAACACCUCCCGCCCAGCCAUAUGCAGCAGUUACAUCGCCAGCAUCCAGAUAUGUCCGUUGGCAUGCAUCCGCACGCACCGAUUCCGCUCAAUUUGCAAGGUCAUGAUCCACGCGGUGGCCCACCGCCACCUACUCAUCAAUUGCCUCCGCAAUCGCAGCAGUCCAGCACAGUGCGUACGCCAUCGCCGGCGCAGCAACCGCAGCCGCGCAACUUGCAUGAGGAGCGAAUUGGCGUCAAUAGUGGUCCACCCUCUGGCCAGCCGCGUGACCCGCCCACUUCGCAAGCGUCGAUGCUGCCACAACAAUCGCCGCAUGCCCACCGUAGCUCCCCUCUCACCAGUAUGCCGGGAAAUCCACCACCCGGCCUUAUUGGUCAUCCCAUGCCCAUACAUCCGCAUUUGGCGCACUUGCCACCCGGUCAUCCAGCGCAUGCUGCCGUGGCUGGAGUUGGUCACCCUGGGCAUCCAAUGUUGACGCAUUCUAUGGCUGGCUUGGGUCCGGGUGCUGGUCCAAUCGCGCUUCUAGCCGGGCCACCCUCGUUGACGGGUAUGCCCGAGUCUGCGCUCAGUAGACGCACACCACCAUCGCAUAUUCCACCACCGCAUUCCUCGUCCGCGCCUCCACACUCGUCCGUUGCUGUCAGUAUGUCUUCAACCACGACAUCAGCCAGCAGCGCACUAAGCACGAACACUGUGCCAUCAUCUGCCUUUAGUCGCGCCAGCCCAAGCGUGCAAGGUCCCAAUUCAAACAUUGGAGGACCAUCAAAUGUCAGUGGUAGCGGCGGGCCCGGCAGCGGCGGUACACCUGGUGCUCAAGGAGCACAUCGUUCAGGAUCGCCCGCCUCGAGUGUGGGUAGUUUGAGCCGGCAGAGUCCGCUACAUCCAGUACCGCAAAGCCCACUCAGCCAUCAUCCAUCAUCGUCGGCACUUUCGGCGGCCGCAGCAGCUGUGGCAGAGCGUGAUCGUCAUGCGCUUCUACGACAACAGUCCCCACACAUGACACCUCCACCUGUGUCCAGCGCUUCCACACUGAUGGCCAGCCCAUUGAGCAAGGUGUACUGUCCACAGCCGAAUCAGCGUGUACUAGGCACUUCACCGCCGCCACAUUUGCGGCCCGGUGCCUCACCACCUGUCAUCCGACAUCCACAGAUGCCAUUGCCAUUGCCAUUGAUUCCGCCAGGCGCUGGUAUACAACAAAUAGGCAUGCAUCCCGGUCAGUCGCCAUAUCCGCAUCCGCUUUUGCAUCCAUCGAUGUUCUACUCCCCGCACCACCACAACCCAUUCAAUUACGGUUACGGUCCGUAUGGACCUGGCUUCCCGACAGCCUAUAUGAAGCCACCACCACCCGGUGGUCCACUUGAUCCGGCAUCAGUCUUGGGCGCGCAUCACCCCGGCUUGCCAGGGCCGCCACCGACACGUCCUGACGAUCCAGGGUUGGCAGCUGCAGCAGCGGCGGCGGCGGCCGAAAAACAAGCUGUGGUAGCACAUCAAAUCAAGCAGCAGCAACAACAGCAUCAGCAUCAACAACAACAGGCGGCAGCACAAGCGCAAGCGCAAGCACAAGCUCAGGCACAAGCCCAAGCCCAAGCCCAAGCCCAAGCGCAGGCGCAGGCGCAAGCGCAGGCACAAGCGCAAGCACAAGCACAAGCACAGGCACAAAAUAAGCCACCAACACCAAAGACGCCGCAGGGCAACAACAGCAGUGGCGGAGGCCCGCCGGGCAGUUCACAUUCGAACCCCACUGGGCUGCCGCCAGCUGGCUAUCCAGGAUCACAUUUGGCCGGUUAUCCGCCACCGCCGCACUCCUCGCCAUUCCAGGAUGGCCAACAAAUGGGACUUAAGCCAACAACGCACAUGGAUGCGCUGCGAGCACAUGCACAUUCAGCUAAUUUGGGUGGACCACAUCAUCCAACAGAGCCAUUACCAAUCGAUAUUGAGCCCGAUCCAGAGCCGGAAAUACCCAGCCCCACGCAAAAUAUACCGCGUGGUCCUAGCCCCGAGGCCAAACCAGACGAUACCGAAUGUCAUCGCUCGCAGUCAGCUAUAUUUGUGCGUCACAUCGAUCGCGGUGAUUAUAAUUCGUGUACGCGUACAGAUUUGAUUUUCAAACCAGUGACCGAUUCCAAAUUGGCGAGAAAGCGGGAAGAGCGUGACCGAAAACUGGCCGAAAAGGAACGUGAGCGACGUCAACAACAACAGCAACAGCAACAACAGCAGCAGCAACAAGCGGUAGCCGCACAACAGGCCGCGCAACAAGCCAAAUUGAAGGCCGAGCUGAAGCCCCCAUACGCGGACACGCCAGCGCUGCGUCAAUUAUCCGAGUAUGCAAGGCCGCAUGUAGCAUUCAGCCCUGUUGAACAGAUGGUACCAUAUCAUCACCCAAUGGGGCCAAUGUAUAGUAGAGAGAGAGAAUUGGAGGAAAUAAAGAACGCACAGGCUGCAGCUGCCAGUCAGUCACGUCUUGAUCCACAUUGGAUGGAAUAUUACAGACGUGGCAUGCAUCCAUCACAGUUUCCGUUGUACGCCAAUCCUGCUGCUAUAUCACAAAUGGAGCGUGAACGUUUGGGUAUACCGCCACCGCAUCAUGUCGGCUUAGACCCUAGCGAACAUAUGAUACGAUUGACGAGAGAAUAUCAUGCACACUCUCAUACUCAUUUACAUUUGCCUUUGCCUUCACAGCCGCAACCACCGGAGGCCGGAUUUCAACUGCCACCGAAUGUUGGCCAAUAUCCACGCCCAAGUAUGCUUAUGCCUAGAGAGCCGGAUGUUCUGCUGCGCAUGUCCUACGCCGAUCAGCUUCAGUAUUUACAGGCUGCUGAAUUCCAGCGACAGUCACUGCACGAACAGUACUUUAGACAAAGGCCCAGGUAAAUGGACCAGUAUGGUAGAACGUUUUAUAGUAUGCGUUAAGUUUUAAAAUAAAAAAAAUAAAAAAACUGAAGAAAAGGAAAACAUACAUAAAUAAAAAAGCGCCAGUUGUGUGGGUAGCGUGCUGCUUAUAUGUAAAUAAAGCGUGCAGCGUGCUACGUGCGCUCAAUCGUUCUACCAAGCAACAUCUUUAAACAACUACAACUACAACAACAACAGCAACAUCAACUACUACGACACGCAGCAAAGCAAGCAAAUUUAUGCGUGUCAAUCCAUUUCGGUACACUCCUAAUCUACACUACCAUUCGACUCCACUUUUUCACUUCACUCGCAUCGAACCUGCGCGUCACUUGGAGUAAAGUUAAGCCACAUUAUCUCUGAUGAAAUGUACCAUCAUUUGUUCGCGUCUUGAUUGCCAUUCAUUGUUUGUUUGUUUUCAAGAUUGAACAACGUCAAUGUGCGUGCGCUCAAUGUGAAGUACAUUUCAUUUGUGUAAUGCUUAAUUUUAGGCAAUUUAUGUAAUUGUCACAAUUGUUGACAAUUUCCCUUCAAAAAAAUCAACUGCGUUAGUCCUUACUUGGGAUGAAUAACACAAAAAUUUAUCAGAAAUAAAACAACAUUAUUGAGUAUGCAAUCAAAGAUUGGACAACUACAAAUCAAACUAAAAACUAAAGAGCAAUGACGUACUAUAACGGACACGGAAAACGGAACUAACUGGAAAUGCAUUCGGAGCAUAUAUAUAAAAAAUGCGAAUAUCUUGUUUUAGGAUCACAAAUGUACAUAGUAUACACUACACUCAAAUUUACAAGCACAACUCUAUUGACGCUUAUGAGUAUGUUAACUCGAAGAAAAACGGAACAACAAUAGGUCACAUAAAUUGAACAUGAAUUUUGCCUACCGUACAUACAAUUGUAGAUUUCAAAAAAAAAGCGUAGUUCAACGAGAAUAUAAAUUAGUGACAAAAACAUGAUUGCACAGUUAUGCGUAUGUGGUAUAUUUUGUAGGUUACUUAAUGUAAAUUUAUACAUACAAUUUUGUACAAUAGAUACAUAUAUUUUAUUUUUUUUUUUGUAAACGAGUUUUGUAAUAAAGCCUUUUGAAGAUAAAGUAGGCGACGUGCAAGCCGUUAAUUAGGCAAAUUAGGUUUUCAUUGAAAUAUUUUAUGUAUGUACAUAUGUACAUUGGCGAGUAAUCAUUUAGAAGAAAGAACCAGCUAUGCAUACAAAAACAACAGACAACUAAUUAGCUGAUUUCGUCAUUGAAUUUAUCUAGCAAGCGACGAGACCGUUGGCUUGGGUCUAGUAGCAGCUUUAUGCAUUUGUAUAAAAAAUACGCUUACGAUUGGAUUUUGGCAUUAACUACAUUUGAUUUACAUA
Messenger RNA from Rhagoletis pomonella (apple maggot), 8684 nucleotides. It is a transcript of the gene Gug, whose product is annotated as arginine-glutamic acid dipeptide repeats protein. The transcript has 16 exons. Gene Ontology annotation, cellular component: nucleus. Bases 1075 to 7311 code for a protein of 2078 amino acids. NCBI's taxonomy places the organism in Eukaryota, Metazoa, Arthropoda, Insecta, Diptera, Tephritidae. Gene Ontology annotation, molecular function: transcription corepressor activity. The record is from RefSeq and is a predicted model, not a curated record.